Molecule: messenger RNA, 1543 nt
Organism: Bacillus rossius redtenbacheri
Lineage: Eukaryota; Metazoa; Arthropoda; Insecta; Phasmatodea; Bacillidae
Exons: 5
Coding region: 276-1037 (253 amino acids)
Source: RefSeq, a predicted model, not a curated record
AUAUUUUAGCAAUUUAUUUAUGCAACAAUAGUUAAAAUUUCAAGGCCUGACAGUAAGCAAUGACUCGGUAUAGCAUUAUUGCAAACAGUCCUUAGGGUGUUUCUAAGCAAUUUAUGUUGACAAAAAUUUUGGAUUCUAACUUUGCCAGUAUUUUUUUAAAUACAGUUUCAUUUGAGGUACGAGAAUAAUUGGAAAUAUUUUUGACUGGCAGUUACAAAUGUCGAGAAAAGAGAGUCGUAGUUCCCAGCUAUUAUGAGAGUGUGGACCGACCAUUUAUGUUAAUUUUGAGAAGUAUGGAUACAUUCACGUCGAAAAGCUGCACUUACUGUAAGGACAAUAAACAGAAACGCGCAGAUGUGUGCAGAAGUCCCUCGGCACCUGCGCAGAGAGUGGACGCGAGCACGUUGACCGGCGACGACAGACCGAUAAACACCAAAAACCAAAGGCUAUUAGCGGGAAACAAAACGGAAGAAGAAAUAUCCAAAAGGCCAGUGAAAUGCUUGUUCCAUAAGUGUUCGAAGUACGUCGCCAUAACCGACAUCAUGUCGCACUUCUGGUGCGACCAUGACGAUGUCUCCAUGAUCGUGGGAGACGGGGACAACUUCCACAUAUGGGUGGCUCCGGAUGACAUACCCGCCGACUCCAGCACGUGCAUCGCGCUGAUCCUACUGGUCGACAGCCAAAACAACAGCCAGGACAAGACGCGCAAGAGCGACGUGACGCCCGAGCACCUGCGCGAGAGCCGGCCGGCGCUGGUGAUGGCGGGCCGGACGCGGCUGGGCACGGCCGAGCCCGCCGUGCUGUUCUGGGUGUCGGAGGCCGAGGCGCGCCUCAGCUGCAGCGUCCGCGUGACCCAGUUCUCGGAGCCGGGCACGAGCGUGGCCUACAGCGGGCCCACCAACAACCUGCGGCUGGACCGAGACCUGCGCGGCGUGCUGGAGCGCGGCCACUGCGCGGUCGUGCUGCCCGGCCUGGCCCGGUCCCUCGCGCGCCUCACCCGGGGGUUCGACGUCUCCGUGCGCGUCAAGGCCGCGUAGCGGCCGCCGACGCCGCCUCUUCACCAGACCACGUGCACUUCUGUUCCGAAUAUGACAGUGUCUCGCUAACAUCGUGGAAUACCUACUUUCUUCCUGAACACUUGCGGGGUUGUCGACAAAAAGUCCUUUUUUUUUUAUGUAAAAGCUUCAAAUACAGAUUAUAACACACAUCUACUGAUGCAAUGAGCAAAUACAGAAGGUUUUUCAAUCUUGUUGCUUUGUCUGUAAGCUACAUAUUUACAAAUUUUUAAAGUUUUACAAAGUUCAUAGAUUUGCUUCACGAUUUUUUUGAUGUGCGAACAAACAUCUCAGCUCUCGGUACGCUGCCACUUGGCAGGAGUAAUUAAGAGCAUGGAAUGGAAAUGUGUUAAUACGGUGCUGCGAUCUGUGAAAGUCUUAGAAAUCUUGAAAAGAUGGCGUGCGAUUCAUCUGUCCGUAUUAUUGUUUGCAAUCAUCGGGGGAUGUACUAAGCGAAUUGGUGUACCAAAAUAAACUUUAUAAUAGUA